AUGAAGCACCCCGGCGAAAGCAACAUCAACUUGGACGCUUUCGUGGCGAGCGACGUCGAUGAUAGCGAGCAUCGUAUCUUCACGGCCAGUAUAUCUCCUGGGAGUACCCCGGCGCGAAACACUCGUGGACAGACGCGAGGUCGCCUUCGUACACCGCCAUCGCCUCCCAAACCUCGGCCUAGAGGGCGUCACGCAAAGAAACCCAAACUGGUCGAGGUCCCUGUGAGCGAGCAACCCCCCCAGCGAUCUCCGUCACCCGACCCUUUCCUGGCGCCGCCGGGUACCACAGGGUUGAUGUCCACACCUGCCCCCUCAACGUCGGUUCAUGCACCGCCGUCUUCGGUGUCAGCGUCCAUGCCGACCACUAUCUCCUCGUCGUCGUCGCCUCAGGACCCGCCGUCUGUGGUCGCGUCCAUGGACACUGGGCUUCUAUCCACGGUCUCCUCCUCGUCGUCGGUUCUAGCCCCGCCGUCUUCCAUCGCUCCUUCCUUCGCGUCCACUCUCUCCUCGGCAUCGUCGACUCAUGAGCCGCCGUCUUCCUUCGCGUCCACUACCCUCCCCAGUGCUUCAUCAUCCGUAGGCGUGUCCCUUCUGACUUCGGCGGCGCCGUCACCUACGUUCGGGGGCCAAUCGCUUUCCAUCGGCUUCGAGUUUUGUACCCUCGAUAGCUGCCCAGGCCACCUCGUCGACGUCUACCACACCUACACAGUCGACCUUGGUUCAGCCCAACGGCGUCGCUCCCGCACCGUUGGCCGCCCCUUAUUCAGCAUCAGCUCUGGGCACAUGGUUCAAUCGGGCGCGCUGCAUGCCAGCGUCUUGGAUUCCUAUUGCGGUCCGGGUCCAUUCACCAUCUCCAUCGGCGAUAUGGGCAGGCUGGUAGCGGCGUCCAACUCCAAUGCAAGCGCCGCAUCGUGCUCGACCGACAUGAUGGAUAACAUUAUGGAGGGUGUUGAUUGGGAUACCGUCGGUAGCUUGGUCGAUGACGCCUCCCUAGCAUAUGCCCGGGAAUUUCCCAAGUUGAUGGCGUCCCAGUCGAGUGGUGAGACCCAGGAUGUGUCAAUGGAGGGGGAUCCGGGCAGGGUGGACGAUGAUGAUGUAGAGAUGGGGUGGAUGGAUGACGACCAAGAUGCAGAUAACGCGCGACAAGGUACCCCGUCUCCUCCAUCGCAAAACACUGCAGGUCCUAGUCAACAGCUCGCCAAACAAGCGCCGUGGGACGAGCUCGUUGACGACAUUUCGGCGCAGACAGGCAUCGUGGCUAGCCGGGUCCGAUCAAUCUUGAAAAGGAGGUUGGAGGGCAAGGACGUCGUGUGGUCCAAGAUUCCCGAUACGACCCAUGGACCAGAGAAAACAAAGCAGUUACUCGAGUCGGGCCUACGACAAGCUGAUUCGGCAUUCGACAUUGCGGCUUCCCAGUCUGGCCGUACCAAGGAUUCGAUUGUCGCGAAAUACUUCAAGACUUAUGCCCACCAUCGACAAGGCAACGAAUGGAACGAAUUCAACCGCGCCAACGGCAUCAUCGCGAACGCAAGGAAGGCUGCAGGAGGUUCCACCGCCGUUGGUCUGAUGCCUUCAGAAGCUGCGGACGCUUAUUCCAGGGCGAAGGACAAUGGCGAUCUCGACAAAAAACUCGAAGCCCUACGCGACACUCUUUCGACGGCAAACACGGCCCAGAUGACCGCCGUGGCUCGCCGCAAUCUCCUUGAAAGCUUCAAACACUCGUCCUCGAACCUGAUCAGAACUGCCGAGAGGGCCAACGCUGCCGCCAUCGUCUUGUGCGUCGGUGCAGGGAUCCAUCAAGACCAGAACUUCAUACACCUCGACACAUCCAGUGGUUUACAGGGGUUCCUCGAAAAAUUGACAGGUCUGUCGACUGAUGAUAUCCUCGGGUUAGCCCACGGACACAUCGCAGGACAAGGGACCAAAGUGAAAACCAACACGCAAGUGUACGAUGAUACGGGUACGAUGGCCAUGGUCUGUAGACACGACUAUCCGCUCUUCCUCGCCAACAUCGACACUCCUGGCGAGCAGCAAAAGUAUGCUGUCGCUCUCAUCAAAAAGCUGUUCACCAUGAUCCCCCCCAACGCAACCGUGGUGGCAUUUUACGACGUUGGGUGUGUCCUUGACCGUUCCCUACAAUUGGUGAGUCUUGCGUACGGUAUCUGGCGUCAGUAUGAAAUUCUACCCGAGUCGAUCACCUCAAGAUUGGAAUUCUGCACAAGCGCGAUGCAUGCGUAUGCCCACCAGUGGGCGUGUCAACUCUACUACAACCCGCGGUUCCAGGACGGUACCGGAAACACCAACGGGGAGGGCACAGAGAGGCUAUGGGCAAUUAUGCGAAAGCUCAUCGCGAUCGCGAGAAUGUCUUCUCGCUCGCGACGUCUCUGGUUGAUAAAUCAGCUGAUGAAAUCUCAUCGAAAGGGCACCCGACAGAAUCUGGGGAAGUGGGUCAAGACUCAGCGCACGGCUAUCGCAAAGCAGAUCCCCGAGCAGCAAUCCAUCCUUCAAAAAGUCGGCAUCCCAAUUACGGAGCUCCGGUCGGAGUGGCAGGACCAGCGAGAGAAGCAACUCUCCAUUAGAGGGCACCAACCCACACGGCUGAAGCAGCAACUCGAUGAAGUCCUUCGCAUCCAGGCCGACAUUGACCGUAUCGAUGCGCGGAUCGAGGCGAUGGCCGCAACUGUCCAGAAAGCCGACGAUGACGACGACCCAUACCGCAGCAUAUUACAUAACAUGAAGGUUACAAGGCAGAACACCCUCCAGAAGAUGGAGCAACACUAUGAAUCAUUGAACGUGGGGGACGCCUACCCCGAGUUGCGCGGGAUGGACUACAAGUUUGUCAAGACUCUACUUUUGAUGCGUGACCUCAAAAUCAAUAUUCGGAAGCGGGCCAUCGCCCAAUUUCUCGAGUUCGAUCAACUCAAUCAAGCCUACGGCGGGAAGGAACAACCCCUUGGCACCAAUCUCCACCAGCUCACGCGCAAGGCCAUAGAGAACCGGCAGCCCGCCCUCAUGGCUGCAAUUGAGAGAUUCAACACUCACCGAGCGCAACUUGUCAAACUUAUCAAACCCGAAUGGGGCAUUGUCCUCCCCCGUGAACUCCCGGUAAACCUCACAGAACUACGGGACCACUCCGAUCUCAUGGAGGACGUAUGGCUCACGCCCGCUACGGGGGGAGCCCCUCCUCCCAGGUGGUUAGAGAGUGUUGAUGUUCGCCGAGGCAUUCGGGCGAUGCUCACACUUGAGAGGUGCCAAGAGGAAAUCGUGCGCCUCAACCUAGAGGCUGACAACAUGUGUCGCUGGUAUGGGCGAGAGAUUGCGAGCGUCGAAGUUACAAUCAGGGAGACACCCAGCAGACCACUCAGUAGGAUACCCCAUGUCCCUUGA
Molecule: messenger RNA, 3387 nt
Organism: Coprinopsis cinerea okayama7#130
Lineage: Eukaryota; Fungi; Basidiomycota; Agaricomycetes; Agaricales; Psathyrellaceae
Exons: 10
Coding region: 1-3387 (1128 amino acids)
Source: RefSeq, a predicted model, not a curated record